AUGACAACUAUAGAUAAAUUUCAAAGCAAAUUUCCUGCAAAUAUUGUCCGCAACCAAAAGUAUAACGUCUUUACAUUCUUGCCCAUUGUUCUAUAUGAACAAUUCAAAUUCUUCUUCAACUUGUACUUUCUACUUGUCGCACUGUCCCAAUUUGUUCCACAACUGAGAAUUGGACUCCUUGUCACGUACAUCGCGCCAUUGGCAUUUGUCCUAACCGUCACGAUGGGCAAAGAGGCGUACGAUGACUAUAAACGUCACCUGCGAGACAAAGAAGCCAAUUCUACUAAAUAUCUCAUUCUGGAACCUACUUCUUCUCCCCAAAGCUCUCACGAUGACUUGCCCGAGAAUGACGAUGACGUUACCAACCCGGACGCACCGUUAAACACUUCCACGGGGCCUCACACUCGAGCUGUUCCAAGCUCAAAAAUCCGUGUUGGGGACCUUGUUUUUCUUGAGAAGAAUCAACGCGUCCCUGCAGAUAUGGUCCUUUUGCGGACGUCAGACGCUAGUGGCACCUGUUUCAUACGUACUGAUCAACUUGACGGUGAAACGGAUUGGAAGCUGCGUGUUGCUGUGCCCACCUGUCAGAAACUACGGUCUGACAAGGAUUUGUUACGAUUAGACGCAGAGAUCUACGCUGAUAGUCCGAUAAAGGACAUCCACACUUUCAUUGGGACAUUUUCCAUCAACAAUCCACCCGCUGACCACCUCUCUGAAGGUGUACCUCUUGGCCCGGUCCCCAAAGUUGAACCUCUUACUGUUGAGAACGUCUUGUGGUCGAAUACAGUUCUCGCAGCAGGAUCUGCUAUCGGUUUAGUGAUCUACACUGGUUCCGAAACCCGCGCCGUUAUGAAUACUAGUCACCCCGAAACGAAGACUGGCUUGCUCGAGAUAGAGAUCAACCGUCUUGCUAAGAUCCUUUGCACAGUAACCUUCGCACUAUCCAUUGCCAUGGUGGCACUGAACGGGUUCCGUGGCCAGUGGUAUAUUUACGUUUUCAGGUUUCUUAUUCUAUUUUCUUCCAUUAUUCCUAUCAGCCUUCGGGUAAAUCUGGACAUGGGGAAGACGGUGUACUCGCAUCUCAUCAUGACGGAUAAUGAGAUUCCGAACACAAUCGUCAGGACCAGUACCCUGCCUGAAGAACUGGGACGCAUAGAAUACCUCCUAAGCGACAAGACAGGGACAUUGACGCAAAAUGAGAUGGAGCUCAAGAAGUUACAUAUGGGGACUAUGUCGUAUGGCUCUGACUCAAUGGACGAAGUCGCCCAUCAACUUGCUCUUGCCUUUGGGCUGAGAACCACUCCAACCGGCAUUCAAUUUUCCACAAGAGGCCGGCGCGACAUGUCUUCAAGGGUAAAGGACGUUGUCACUAGUCUCGCGCUUUGCCACAAUGUUACUCCCGUUACAAAUGACGAUGGUACUGUGACCUACCAGGCAUCCUCGCCAGAUGAGGUGGCUAUUGUCAGAUGGACUGAAUCAGUUGGACUCACGCUCGUCUUUCGCGAUCGCACCCAUAUGACUUUACAAACACCGGAAGGAGCGCACCUAGAGUUCGAGGUGUUAGAUAUUUUCCCAUUCACGUCAGAAUCAAAGCGCAUGGGCAUACUUGUUCGGGAAAUAACAUCCGGCGAGGUAAUUUUCUUACAGAAGGGAGCAGAUGUUGUGAUGGCGAAGAUCGUUCAACGCAAUGACUGGCUUGAAGAGGAAUGCGCGAACAUGGCACGCGAGGGUCUCCGGACACUUGUAAUCGGCAGGAAACGACUUAGUGAAGAGGCAUACACUACAUUCAAAGACCGCUAUCAUGAAGCCAGUGUUCAAUUGCAGAAUAGGAACGAAGCCAUGGCGGAUGUGGCUGCGGAGUUUCUGGAACAUGAUUUGGAGCUUUUAGGGCUGACCGGCGUCGAAGACAAGCUACAAGACGAUGUCAAGCUGACGAUCGAGCUACUCCGUAAUGCGGGAAUUAAGAUCUGGAUGUUGACUGGCGACAAAAUCGAAACGGCAACUUGUAUUGCGAUAUCAACGAAGCUUGUCGCACGAAAUCAGUAUAUACAUCAGGUCGCUAAGCUGAAAAAUUCGGACGAGGUGAAACAUCAAUUGGAUUUCCUCCAGGCGAAGCCCGACUGUUGUUUAGUCAUCGACGGAGAGUCGCUACAAGUGUGCUUAAACAUCUUCAAGAACGAGUUUAUUGAAAUCGCGACUAAGCUUUCUGCUGUUGUUGCUUGCCGUUGUUCGCCAACUCAAAAGGCAGACAUCGCAAGGUUAAUACGAAAACACACCAAAAAGCGAGUCUGCUGCAUUGGGGAUGGUGGAAACGACGUGAGCAUGAUCCAGGCUUCAGACGUCGGUGUUGGCAUUGUUGGAAAGGAGGGCAAACAGGCUUCGCUAGCUGCAGAUUUCUCCGUCACGCAGUUUAGCCACCUGACCAAACUCUUGCUCUGGCAUGGCCGGAACUCGUACAAGCGGUCUGCCAAGCUUGCACAAUUCGUGAUUCACCGUGGUCUCGUAAUCUCCAUCAUGCAAUGCGUGUUCUCCGCGAUCUUCUACUUCGCACCCAUAGCACUGUACCAGGGCUGGCUCCUGGCCGGCUACGCGACAAUUUACACAAUGGCACCCGUGUUCUCGCUCGUUCUGGACCGCGACGUGAACGAGGACGUUGCACUUUUGUACCCCGAAUUAUACAAGGAGCUCGUAAAGGGUCGAUCACUUUCAUUUAAGACGUUCUUCAUGUGGCUCAUGAUCAGCGUUUACCAAGGCGGAGCUAUUAUGAUCAUGUCCCUGUUACUAUUUGAGACCGAGUUUCUCAACAUCGUAUCAAUUUCGUUCACGGCACUCGUAUUGAAUGAGUUAAUUAUGGUAGCCGUCGAAAUAACGACAUGGCAUGUGUACAUGGUGCUUUCGGAGAUCGUUACGCUAUUGAUAUACGCUGUUAGCAUGUUCUUCCUACCGGAAUACUUCGAUCUCGCUUUUGUGACGACCGUUCGAUUCGCAUGGAAAGUAGGCUUGAUCGUGGCAGUUAGCGCGUUCCCUCUAUACCUCUACAAACUCAUCCGCAGCCGCGUUCGACCUUCAACAUCAAGUAAAUUAUUAUAG
Molecule: messenger RNA, 3090 nt
Organism: Fomitiporia mediterranea MF3/22
Lineage: Eukaryota; Fungi; Basidiomycota; Agaricomycetes; Hymenochaetales; Hymenochaetaceae
Product: phospholipid-translocating P-type ATPase
Exons: 13
Coding region: 1-3090 (1029 amino acids)
Biological process (GO): retrograde vesicle-mediated transport, Golgi to endoplasmic reticulum; endocytosis; phospholipid translocation
Cellular component (GO): trans-Golgi network; plasma membrane; endosome
Molecular function (GO): ATP binding; magnesium ion binding; ATPase-coupled intramembrane lipid carrier activity
Source: RefSeq, a predicted model, not a curated record